UUCUUCUUUGUUUGAUACCAUGGUGGUCCCUUUCACUCUUCACAUUCUUACACUGCCCUAAUUACUAUCUUACUGAUUUCCCAUAACCAAUUAUUUCUGCCCAUCUUUUUUCUUUGCAUUCCCGUUUCACCGGUGCAUUUUCCUCGAAAACUAUGUUUUGUUUAUAUAUAUUGAUGGCUCUGGGAGAUAUUUCUCAUGGUCUAACCAAACUUCUUCAUUAAUAUGGUCAGUACUUCACUAGAGGCUCCUGAGGCAAUUCACUGGUGUAUUCGAUUUCGUGUGGUUCUUGGCGGCAUCCGUUGUGGUUGUUGUUUAAGGCGGGCCUCUCUCUUGUUGUAUUUCUAACAAUAUAAUUGAGAUCUGAAAUAUUUGGAUUCUGAGCAAUGCAUCUGAAGUACUACUGAGUGGGAUUCAUUUUCCGGGAAUUGUUGUAGUUAGCGGUUUUGGAAUCGAUUUAGACUAGAUGCCGGCUGAGGAAUCAAGUAGCUCCGUGUGGAGUAGGGAGCAGGAUCUACAAUUUGAGAAGGCAAUAGCUUCUUAUGGUGAGGAGUGUCCGGAUAGAUGGGAGAAAAUUGCAGCAGAAGUGGCUGGGAAAUCUGUGGAAGAGGUUAUGUACCAUUACGAACUUCUAGUUGAUGAUGUAAACGAAAUCGAGGCUGGCUUUGUAGAAGUUCCAUGUUACAAUUCUUCUUCAGAUGGUUCGGCUGGUCAUGCUGGUGAUGAAGCAACUACUAAGAAGGGCGGCUAUUCUGGAAAUUCAAACAGUGACACAAAUCGGGGAUCCAAAUCUUCUAAGAUGGACCAGGAGCGUCGUAAGGGUAUUGCUUGGACAGAGGACGAACACAGGUUGUUUCUCCUGGGACUGGACAAAUACGGUAAAGGUGAUUGGAGAAGCAUUUCUCGGAAUUUUGUUGUGACGAGGACUCCUACACAAGUAGCCAGCCACGCUCAGAAGUAUUUUAUUCGUUUGAACUCCAUGAACAAAGAUAGGAGGCGAUCAAGCAUCCAUGACAUUACCAGUGUCAGCUGCGGAAAUGUUUCAGAGCCUCAAGCUCCGAUCACCGGUCAAACUAAUGGUGGAGGUUCAUCUGGAAAACCUAUCAAAUCCCUCCCUCAAUCUCCUGUUGCUGCCACAGGAGUUGGCAUGUAUGGGUCGCCAACUAUGGGACAACCAAUCGGAGGGCCUAUUGUUUCAGCAGUCGGCACGCCAGUUAAUCUUCCACCACCUCCGCAUCUGGCAUAUCCAGUUCAUGGCUCCGUGGUUCCUGGUGCCCCUUUGAAUAUGGCUCCCGUGUCUUACCCGGUGCAGCGUCAUAGGUAAUUCCUGGCUGAGAAUUGUGGCAGAUGCAUUUUUAUUUCAUUUUUAUUGUUAUAAAUUAGAAAUAAACUAUAAACUGAACCCAACCUGUAUAGGCAAAUUAUGUCUCAAGUCUUCAAAGUUGUUAUGGUUGGACUUGUAAAAUGUAAACUAUUAUCUGUAACUUUAGAAAUAGAACAGUUUUAUUAGCCACUAA
This is a messenger RNA of Salvia hispanica, 1514 nucleotides long. Its product is annotated as transcription factor SRM1-like. NCBI's taxonomy places the organism in Eukaryota, Viridiplantae, Streptophyta, Magnoliopsida, Lamiales, Lamiaceae. The record is from RefSeq and is a predicted model, not a curated record. Gene Ontology annotation, molecular function: DNA binding.